This is a messenger RNA of Leucoraja erinaceus (little skate), 3051 nucleotides long. It is a transcript of the gene gpatch1, whose product is annotated as G patch domain containing 1. Gene Ontology annotation, molecular function: RNA binding. Gene Ontology annotation, biological process: mRNA processing. NCBI's taxonomy places the organism in Eukaryota, Metazoa, Chordata, Chondrichthyes, Rajiformes, Rajidae. The record is from RefSeq and is a predicted model, not a curated record. Gene Ontology annotation, cellular component: nucleus.
UCACGUCCACCAGGCGAUGACCCGGAAGUGCCGGUGCCCCCGGAAGUACUACCGCUCGGGGCAAGAUGGCGGAGGACGAGGAGGAGGAGGAGGACUUCACCUACUUCGGGUCGGCGCUGGAGCCGCUGGAGGAGGGGCAGACGACUGUGAAGAAACCAGUUCCGCUGCAGGAGCAGACAGUGAAGGAUGAGAGGGGACGGUAUCAGCGCUUCCAUGGUGCAUUCACCGGCGGCUUCUCCGCAGGGUACUUCAACUCCGUGGGAUCAAAGGAAGGAUGGGCGCCAUCAACGUUUGUGUCCGCGUCGCGGCAACAGAAGGCGGACAAGCAGAUGUUUGCCCCCGAGCACUUCAUGGACGAGGAGGAUCAGGAGGAGCACGGGAUAGCGCCGCGAGGGAUCGUGACGAGGAGCAGCUUUGCGUCCAAGGCAACGGACGCGGUGCAGGAGAGGGCGCGAGCGCUGGCUAGCGUUGCCGGGCCCAUCCCUGGAGCCAGCGCCCUCGGGGACCUCAUCACCCUGGCAACGGUAACGGUGGGUGUACGCCUGCUCCGGCUGAUGGGCUGGAAGGAAGGCCAGGGGCUGGGGCCCCGCGUGAAGAGGAAAGCCCAGCGGCAGUACAUUGAGCCAGCAGUGAGAGUGUACGGCUGUUCCCUGCCAGAUGAAGAGCUGCAGCAGCCACAGGAGUGUGAGGGAGAGGCCUACCUGCCAGAAGGCCUGACCUUUGCCCCCAGGGACGUGGUGCCCAUGGACUUCACCCUGAAGGACGAUCGUCACGGACUGGGCUACAGCGGCAUCGAUCCUCGCCGGGCACUGUGCGGCUCUGCCAGCCUGGACCCAGACACCCUGGUCCCCAACCCUGCCCACCGUCUGUUGGAGCAGGCCCCGGUCACUGGACACACCAGGCCCGGCAUCACUGGACAGGCGUUUGGUGUGGGUGCGCUGGAGGAGGAGGAUGACGACAUCUAUAGCAGGGACUCGAUGUCACGCUACGACUCUGUGCUCAACGAGGAGGAGCCGGGGGAUGGGCUGUAUGGCUGGACCGCCCCAACCCCCACGCCACGCGGCAGGGGCAGAGGUGCCUGUCUCCAGCAGGGAUACGUGGGCAAAGAGAUGGAAGGCUUCACUCUGAGAGCGGCCACCACCAAGUCCAUCACGGUGUAUCCUCCCCCCGAGCUGCCCAGGGAUUACAGGCCUGUCCACCACUUUGGCCCAGCGGUCACCGUGGGCACUGCCAGAUCGCCCUGGCUGCAGGCUCUCGACCAGUCGGCAGGACAGCUCAACGCCCCCGCCGCAACCCACGGUCGGCACCAGCUCAACGCAACGCAGCGCAGAGAGCUGCUCGGGGAGAGCGCGCUGGCAGGUCCUCGCUCGGUGUUUGAUCUCCUCACUGUGGAAGACAAGGAGAGGCUCCAGGAAGCACAGCGCGCAGCGGGUCGCCUGACCAGCCCACAUCCCUGCCAGCAGCAGACCCUCCCUCUAGCCCUGCCACCUAGCAGUGGCCCGGGGCAGGAGCCCAGUGGGUUCAAACCCUUCCUGAAGGACCCACCGAAGCAGCAGCGCUACGAGCAGUUCGUGCAGAGCCUGAGGGCUGGGCAGAGCGAGGCACUGGCCGGCUGCCUGGACCCCUGCAUGACGGAGUGGGAGCAGGGCCGUGAGCGUGAGGAGUUCGGCCUGGCGGCAGUGCUGUACCGACCCCACAGCACCUCACUGGCCUCCCGCUUCACCCACGCCAAGCUGUCCGACCACACGGACCACGUGGAGGUUCCCCAGCAACAGGAGAGUGACGUCCAGGAUAAAGACGCUGCGGUGACAAUGAAUAUGUUUGGGACGCUGACCCGAGACAAGUGUGACUGGCAUCCGGAGAAGCUGCUGUGCAAGAGAUUCAACGUCCCCGACCCCUACCCUGGGUCCACAAAUGUUGGACUGCUAAAGGUGAAGCGAGACAAGUAUUCUGUGUUCAACUUCCUAACUGUCCCCACAGUUGCUGCACCCAGCGGCACGGUGCAGCGCCCGGGCAAAUCCUCCACAGGAGUGGAGGGCAAGCGGCGUUCCAGGUGGGACGUGAGUGCAGAGAACAUGGAGGAGGAUGGAGCGGGCCAUGCAAUCCCGGCCUCAGUCCCAGCGGACAGCACCACCCCACACGGGGGAGAGGAGCCGCCAGCAUGCCUGCCCCAUGACAAGGCUGAUACUGAGGAGGAGGACAGCCGGCCAGCCAUGGACCUCUUCAAAGCCGUCUUUGCCAGUUCCUCCGAGGAAAGGUCCUCGUCUUCCUCCUCCGAGGAUGAGGACGCCAAUCAGACGGAGGCCCCUGCGGAGGCUGAAGAGGCAGCACAGCCCAGUCACCAGGCUGCUCCCACCCGCACUCUGCCAGGUUUGGUGCAGCAGCUGGAAGGAGGAGAGGGUUCCAGCGGGACACAGCCACGACCGCGCAGUCCGCAGACACCCGUGGGUGCCGAGGAGUUUGGGCCACGCCUGCCGCCGGCCCUGGUUCACGGGGCUGGCUCCGUCACCGUGGAGACCCAGAGUGAGGAGAGGGAGAGGCACAGUGGUGGCGCUGCAAACCGAGAGGAGCGAAGGAGAGAGAAGCACAGCAGUGGCUCGCAGCGGGAGGAACGGGAGCAAAAGAAGCACAAAGACCGACGGAAAGGGAAGAAGCAGAAGAAGGAGUCGAAGAAGAAACACAAGAAGCACAAAGUGCGGCGGAGGACAAAGGGCGGCAGCGUGGGGAGGGAGGAGCCGCAGGCCCUGCCCGGCCUGGACCUGCAGCAGCGGAUGAAGAACGUUCCAUUGAUGUUCCACUGAGAGUAGACACUGGUGUGAGGCCGUCCACACCUACAGCCACCAGUGACCAGUGGUGGGGGUCAGCAGCAGUAACCAGCCGUGGAGACAGUGACCAGUGAUGAGCUGGCCGUCCACACACCACCCAUCACAGCGGCAACACCGGGAAUGAUGCAGCACCCGACUCCAUCUCGGCAAAUCCACGGCAGAGGGGCUCAGCUCAGCAACGGAACAUGCGACUCUUGGUGGGGAUAGGAGGGUUGGGGGAAGGGAG